UAUGAUGGUUUUUAAGAAUUUCUAAAUUUAGACUUCUAAGUUCAAUAAUCUGUCAAAAUAGCUUAAAUCCGAAUGAAAAGAGAAUUGAAAAUAUGAAAGAUGACCAAAUUAAAAUACGCAAUAUGAUUCUUAUAAAAGAUUUGAUUAAUUCAGAUUUACAAAUAUUUGAGGUAAUUUAAUUAUUGCUUGUAAUGAAGUCUGGUGAAAUAAAUCAAAACAUGAAUGAUGAUACAUCUCUUUCAUCUGAUGAUGAAGAACAGACCUCUAAAAUAAUAGAGAAUGAUCCUACAGGUCGCUUUAGUAAGGUAUUAAAAUAAUAUAAUUUUUAGUACAAUGAAGAGAUAGGAAAAGGAGCAUAUAAGAGUGUUUACAGAGGAUAUGAUAAUGAAAGUGGAUGUGAAGUAGCAUGGAAUGUAUUUUAAUUAAUGAAUGUUUCUGAGAGUAUUUUACAAUCCAUAUUAUAUAUUAGAUGAAAUAAGAAGAGCUAGAUAAGAAAUUGCAAUAUUGAAAACAUUGAAACAUAAGAAUAUAAUUAGUUUUAUUCAUUCUUGGUAAAGUAAAUAGAAGAAAGAAAUUGUUUUUAUAACAGAAAUUGUUAAUGGAGGUUCAUUAAAAAAGUAAGUUUCAAAGUAUUAUAAAAUAGUUACCUUAGGAGAAUUACAAGACCAAAGUUUAAAGUUAUAAGAUAUUGGUGUAAAUAGAUUUUGGAAGGAUUGGAAUAUAUGCAUUAACAAAAUAUUAUCCAUAGAGAUUUGAAAUGCGAAAAUAUAUUGAUUGACACAAACAAUAAUGAAUUAAAAAUAGGUGAUCUUGGUUUAUCAAUAUAGUAAUCAUAAAUAAUUAAUUAAGAGAAUGUAAUCAAAUAAUACAAGUUCAGUAUUGGGAACUCCAGAAUUUAUGGCUCCAGAAAUUUAUCAUGGAAAUUAUGAUACUAAGGUUGAUAUCUAUGCUUUUGGAAUGUGUAUUCUAGAAAUUGUGACUGGAAUGAAACCUUUUUGUGAAUGUAAAGGUGGAACUGGUUAAGUCAUCAAAAAAGUUAUGGAAUCUCAAAAACCUUAGAGUUUAGAGGUUAUUUUGAAUGAAAAAAUUAAAUCCAUUAUUUUAGAGUAAAAAUAUAAUAUUAAAUUUAGAUGUCUCAAACCUGCAAAUGAGAGACCUACUGCCACUUAACUCUUACAUUAAUAUUUUUAAUCCACUAAUAAUGAUGAAGACAAUUCUCCUGUUUAAUUAAAUGAAUCUCUUUUGAAUUAGAUUUCUCAUGAUAGCAAAAGUAUAUUAUUUCUAUAUUUUCUAGAUUCUUCCUUUUUCAAAAAUAACUUAUCUAAAAACAUCACUGAACUUAAAGGAAAUACUACCAAUAACAUUAAUAAUAACCUUACCAAUUAAACUAAUAAACUCAUCCUCUUUCAUGAAUUCAAUCCUAAUUCUAUGAAACAAUCUGAAGUAAGACAUUGUGAAUAAUAAAAUAAGUUAAGCAUGGAUACUGCUGAUGAUUUCUCUAUUGAAUAAUAAUUUGGCAAAUAAUAUAAAGAAUAUUAUGUAUAAUCUUAUUAUAUAUAUUAUAGAUUACAUAAAAUGAUGAAACCCUAUUAGAUUUAGAAUAAAGAUAAGAGAGAGAAUUACAAUUAUUAUUAUCAUUGCAUAAAUAACAAAAAGCAGAUCUCUCUAAUAAACUUUAAUAAACAAAUAGAUCAAUUAUACCAUAUGGAUCAGGAUUUUUAUCAUCAAAAUCAUUCUCUACAUUAUUUGAGUUUAAUAAUGAUUAGAUUUAAUAAAUAUAGGGAAAUUAAUAGUAAUCUCAAAUAUUGAAAGUAUUUCCUAUUAGUGAUAGUACUAAUUCAGAAGAAAAUGGAAGGAAAACAAACAAUAAAGAAGAUGACUCGAAUAUUAUUUAAUCAGUAAAUUUAAAUCUUAUAUAUUAGAAACAACCAUGUAAAUUUUCUACAGAUGUUGUUAUGUAAUCAAAAGUUUAAAAUGUCAGAACUCCUAUUUAAGGUUGA
Paramecium pentaurelia is the source of this 2000-nucleotide messenger RNA. Lineage: Eukaryota; Ciliophora; Oligohymenophorea; Peniculida; Parameciidae. The record is from the annotation of a GenBank genome assembly.